This is a messenger RNA of Asparagus officinalis (garden asparagus), 512 nucleotides long. RefSeq lists its product as uncharacterized. The record is from RefSeq and is a predicted model, not a curated record. Lineage: Eukaryota; Viridiplantae; Streptophyta; Magnoliopsida; Asparagales; Asparagaceae. Bases 11 to 454 code for a protein of 147 amino acids. The transcript is spliced from 3 exons.
AGAGUCAGUAAUGAGACACUUGCGCGAUUUGUGGAAUAAGUGGCGUGGUGACAUGCACAGGAAAUAUGUGAAAGAAAAUUCAUUGCAAGUUGCACUUAGAAAUAAACCUACAGAAGAUGAAAUUGUUCAAGUCAAACAAGCAAACCCUUCACUUUCUGACAUUGAGAUAGUUGAGAAAAUCUGGGGGAAGCAAUCUCAUGGUCACAUCACUGUAUUUGGUGGCGGGACUACUUUGAAAGAUUUGAGAGGACCGCUCCCUAGUCGAUCUGAUCUAGAAGCACGAGUUAUAGAAGAAAAGAGAAAGAACCGGAUGCUUCAACAACGCUUAGAUGAGCAGGAGCAACAACAACAAAGGAUGUCUGAGUUGGAGUCACAAGUGAAAGCUAUGCAAGAACUUUUUUUUAGGCAAUCACCUUCAUUGACUCCUCAAACUCGAGAACGUGUGCAGGACUAGGCUAUCCAUGCAAGAUUAGGAGGGGGUAGCUCGAGUCUUCUUUUGACGAUGAUUAGAG